Messenger RNA from Microthlaspi erraticum, 978 nucleotides. The record is from the annotation of a GenBank genome assembly. Lineage: Eukaryota; Viridiplantae; Streptophyta; Magnoliopsida; Brassicales; Brassicaceae.
AUGUUAUACUUAUCUGUAGGCCAAUUGCAAAUAACCAAUGCGUUUGAUGCUUCUAAGCUUAUGAUAAAUCCUGAUUGUCCAGAGGCAAACGAUUUUAGGGAGAGGUUACCAGCUGAUGGCCUCACCAUUGUUAUUAAGGAAGAAGAUGCCACCGACUUACAGGUUCAACUUGAGAAAAAGGAAGAGGAAUGGCAUAGCUAUGCGAUUUGUUCCGUGUCUGAGCUUCUGGAUUGCGACCAGAUCGAACAGAAGAGGAUUGUGUGUGUCGUCGGUUCAAUUGACACUGACUUUGGCUGGUAUUAUUUUGGUUGUGGUACCUGCCAACACCGAGUCAGCAAAGACUUGAAAAAGGAAGCAUCAACAAAACCUAAAUCUAAAGUCCCCAUCUGGUGGUGUCAACAGUGUAAAACAAACACUAAGAAGGUUGCAGGGAAGUUCAAGCUUCAUCUGAACGUGUACGAUGGUACUGGCGAAGCAAGGAUUAUGCUACUUGACAAUAUUGCGGAGAGCAUAGUUACAAAGUCCGCUGCUUUUCUUCUGAAUGGUUCCUUUGAUGAGAUUCAAGACCCUGACCAAAUGCCGGACUCCUUGCGUAAUUUGGUCGGGAAGACUUUUGAGUUCUUGGUUGGUGUGGAGAAGGAACACAUUAGCUACGGUAAUGAUACUUACAAGGUUCACAAAGUGCAUACUGGAGAAGGAAUCGUCAAGAAAGAUAGCUCUCAUGAUGUGAUUAGUAGAGUUGAUACAGUUUCACAAAUUGUGUCUACUGAUGAGGCCUCAGCGGUGAAGAGCAAUUACUUGGAGAAUUCCGAAGCUGGUGCAACACCUUCGUCCAAAAGACAGAAAGAUGAAGUUGAGGGCGUGACAGAUAAUGGUUCUGCUUCAAAGAAACAUUGUAACAAGGUCAUCGACUUGGAAGAUAUCAAUGGUGAAAACGAUGUAGAGCUCCCAGCUGGCGAUGAGAAGGUCAAUGGAUGA